Molecule: messenger RNA, 6231 nt
Organism: Ramularia collo-cygni
Lineage: Eukaryota; Fungi; Ascomycota; Dothideomycetes; Mycosphaerellales; Mycosphaerellaceae
Product: related to NACHT domain protein
Exons: 5
Coding region: 1-6231 (2076 amino acids)
Molecular function (GO): ATP hydrolysis activity; protein binding
Source: RefSeq, a predicted model, not a curated record
AUGCAACGACUUUCCUCCUCCGCCCUCAUGAGGAAUUCCUUCACCAACGGGCAAGGCAAUGGCUUUCAAAAUGCGCCAGAAUCCACAGCGUCUUACUUUGGCGGCUCCACACAUACAAGGAUCAGAUCCUCGAACUUCUCAAACUUACGUGGCAAAGGAAGUAGCGCCGAAAAGACCACAGUUGUCAGAGACACUGCCAUGGCAUUGAAGCGCAAAAGCGCUUCGGCGUUGGGGGCGGGAAUCUCAGACACUGCAGACAGCAUUGGCUUCGUCAAUUUGGUCGAAUGGAUUCGCACCGAACGACUCCAGACAUUGCCACACAAAGGCUCCAAGUGGGACACUGUCCUCAUUCGAGCACUCUAUUUCGCAGAGCGCCUGCACGGGUUUGAGACAGCACUAACAAAUCACGCUCUGGACGUCGAACCUGCUUCUCAACUUGGUUAUGGUCACGUCAGGCUCUUACUUGAGCUCGGUCAUGAGAACUCCGACGCACUUGAUAAGGCCUUCGGCCUACUCUACAGGUGCUCUACAGCUGUGACUGGUCUUCUCGCACGAGCUGAAGCUCUUUCGCUGCCUUCAGACAUCAACGAACAGUUUUGCUACCUGUACACUGACUUGUUGACACUGGUUGUCGAUGUUGCUGUGCGCUUCUACAAGACCGUCCACAGCAGCGCUAAUCAAUCUGCAAGCCUCGAUUUGUACGAGGCUUUCGCCGAUACCAUUGACUCGUUCAAACGUCGGCGUGAAACCGUCACGAAUUCCAUCUGGACAAACCAGAUUGCAUCAAGUGGUAGCGCUGAGCUUGAAGCUUUUGAUGUUGAGGAGCUCGCACGAUGGCUUUCUCCCCAAGAUCGGGUUCUUACAACUCUAGCGCUCGACUAUACCCUGAUUGCCGAUGACAUGGCCGAGUUCACCUGUAUCUGGUUUCACGAUAAUCUUGCCAGGUUUUGCAAGAGCGAAGAUAAGACAAUUUUGAUCAACGGGGCCCCAGGCUCCGGUAAGACAACCUUGGCCGCUGCGCUGGCUGAACGGCUCCAGCGACCCGUCGCCCGUAAGUCAUACGCGACAGCCUUCUGCUCCGCUGGCGCCGUUCCGUCUCAGGCCACUACGCUCCACGUAGUCAAGUCCCUGUUGCACCAGUUACUCUCCACUCGAGUGGGCAACCUCCACUUGUGGAAGGCCGUCACAAACGCUUACGAACAUUCAAAACACACUGCGGAUCCUAGCAAAUAUGAAGACCUCCUCUGGGCCGCACUGGAAGAUACACUUAGAAAUCCACAUGCACAGGGAAGCGACACUGUCCUCAUUGUCGAGGGUCUUGAUGAGUUGGUCGAAGGCCAGUCUGGUCAAACUCUUCUGCAGCGUCUCAUCCACGCUGUUGACCAAGGCAAAGGCGUUAAGCUCAUUGGCUUGGCCAACAAUCUCUCACUACCGGCAGGCAGUAAGGGUGUGACUCAGACGAUCACCGCCGCCGAGACAAGGGAGGACAUCCACGAGGUAGCGAUCAAGACUCUCGCGAAGUCUCAUCAUUUCCGUACCCAGACUGGCCGGGAGCAGGAAACAAUCAUCAGCAAGAUCAUCGAGGCCGCCAAAGGUUCCUUCUUGUGGGCAACUCUGACAUGCGAGACCUUGCGCAUGGAGAAAACGCCUGAUGGUUUCAACAAGACCAUUACCAACUUGAACAGCUCCAAGACCACAAUUGAGGAGCUUGUUCAGAAGAUUGUUACCAGCCUCGAGCCCAACGAGGAUGCCAAAAUGUUGCUCUCCUGGUUGGUGAACAUUGCGCGUCCUCUAACAUACGACGAGAUUGAGAACUUGUUUGUGAUGAACGUCCAGACCGUCACGAGAGCUGAGCGCCGUGUAAACGUCCACAGCAUCGUCCAGUCCAUCUCUCCGCUUCUCAUCAUCCAGGAGGGUAUCGUCCGUAUACGCCAUAAUCUUGUUCAGACGGCCACCCGUACGUUGCUGAAGCAGAACAAAGUGACGCUCUCCAUCAAAGACCAGCCAAUGGACUUGCUUCUUCGCCUUUUGACCUACGCCAAGGUAUCUUUGCCAGAGAAAGGCGAGCCAACGUUGGACGACUCCGACCGCACCCCUAUCGACCAGUACUUCUCCAAGUUGCCAUUGCUUGAGUACGUCGUGCGCUACUAUACCUGGCACCUGCAGCAGAUCUUCCCCGCCGCCCAAGGCAAGCCUUCUGAUGUCAAGGUUACCCCGGAACUGCAAAAAGUUUUCCCGGAUAGCGUUGAUCUUGCAGUUCUGGAGUGGCUUUGCUGGGACGACCAAUUCCCUGGCUCGCAAGAAGUUGCACUUCACGACUUCGUUGGCGGACUACGUGCCAAGAUAUUGGGCGAGCAACAGCCUGCCGUGCUUCAGUCUUACCUCAACUCCGCGGCCUACUAUUAUUUCAUGGAAGAUGUUCCAAAGGCUAGCUCGCUUUACUACUCUGUGACCACCAUCGGUCAGAAUGUGCUUGGUGUGUCCCACCCCAUUGUGGUAGAGAGCGCGAUCCGUUUCCUCGCGAUCUCAGAGAACAGUGUGACCACCACUCGCUCUGAGAUCAUGACCCACCGGGAGGCUAUCCUCAAGACUUUGAUCAACGCGUAUGAAAGGCAGUAUGGCACAACCUCUGAGCUGGUGAGCCAUACCCGUGAGCGUCUGGUCGAUCUCUACGGCUACCUCAAUGAGCGUGAUCACGCCGAGGAGAUUCUGCGCCUCAUUCAGGGCGGUAACAACGACGAAAACAUUACACGCAAGCUGGAACGCAACGCUGCGGAUGGAACUCUUCGCGUCACCCUAGGUCAAAGGAAGACUGGAGACCUUGAAACUUACAAAGAUGGCAUCUUCACAGAUGACGCUGAUGAGGAAGACGCCAUGCAGACCCUGGACCUUGCUCAAGUCGAGAUCAUCAGGCGCGAGAUCGAUACAUAUAUCGCGCAGAAGGACCUGAUCAAGGCUGAGCAGACCUAUGUCGAUCUUUGGCAGCGUCUUUCCGAGAGAUGCCGUACCACACUGAAUGUUGAAUGGCAUCAACAGAAGAUCGAGGUCGUCCAAGCUUAUUCCAAGUUCCUCGAGACUCAGUCACGCCGAACUGAGGCGACGAGCGUGUUGGUGUCUAUCGCCACAGAAUACCGCCAUCACGAAUUGGCCUUCGCCGAGGGCAUUGUGACGAGGCUCGCCGACUGCGCACGCUUCCUCAAGAGCGUUGGAGAGUACACAGCUGCAUUGGCCAUAUUCAAUCAUGCUGCAUCUUACUACAGGAAUGUCAAGUCUGGAGACUCGAAGGCAUUCAGCCAAAUCGAGGAAGAGAUGAUGGUGGUCUCUAACCAGGCUCUGACCCAAAACUCGGCAAAGGGAACGAGCACAACAGCAACCACAGAGACAAGCCAUGACAUGUUCCGAAUGCUGGUAAAAUCGAAGACGUUUGAGGCCUCGACCAUGACUCUCGCGAAGCAACUGGUCAGCCAAUUCAUGGGGCAGAAGCAGUGGUCGCAAGCCAUCAGCAUUAUCGAGCAGACUUUGUCCAGAAGCUGGAGCUCGUUUCUGUCUAACACGGUCAACGAGGUGACUCUGGCUACUGAAUAUCAAAAGGAGUCGAUCGAGCUGGUCGAAAAACUAGCUCAAUGCUACAUCCAGGAACGUCAGUGGAUCAAGGCGGAAGAUGUCUACGUGAGAUUCUUCCGUGCCGCUCUGUCGUCUCCCAAGGAUCAGGCUCUGCUAGAAAAGGCCAAGACUCUUUUGAUCGACUUCUACACCACUCGUGGCCACCCACACAAGAUCAUCGCGGUCAAUCAAGAAUUACUGGCCGUUUACCGCCGCAUUCUGGGGCCCAACCAUGAGACUACCAUUGCAACCCUUUAUGAUCUGGCUUCCCGGUGCCGUACACACGCAAGAAGCCACCCUUACUGGAUUGAAUACUACCAAAACAUUCUCACAGUCCUCAACAAGGAUGCCACCACUUGUCACCCCCGCGCUUUCGACGCCGCUCUCAUCGUUGCCGAAUCAUACUGGGAAGAGAGGAGAUACAGCGACGCUGUAGGAACCUACUCCAUCCUGUGGCAAACAUUCAUCACAAAGAGCAAGGACUUCAGAGUGUUCAGCGAGGAAGUGUUCGCACGCAAGCUGUACGAUCGAUACUUCAGUUCGCUCGAGGAGACACAGGCCGCGUUCGAGGUUCUGCACGAGACGACAUCUCAAUAUCGGGCGACUGCCAAAUCUCUCUUUGGUGCCGACUCAGCCGUGUUCAUCGAAGCCACAAUUGCGCUCGCCAGGCUAUCUGCGCAGAGUGAGAAGCACUCCGAGCAAGCCCUUUCGCUCUAUGAGGAGGCUCUGUCUUCUUCGUCGAAAUCGAAGUCGGGGUCGAGCUCGAUUGACAUGGCUUCGAUGCGCCAGACCAUGACGUCCCUCUACAGACGUAGGAUCGUCCACGGUAAUGCCAAUGUCAGCUCCGAGACCAUCUCUCGUGCUGUAAGCAUGUAUCACGACCAUCUGGCCGAGUCCAAGAGCAAGCAUGGCUACUGUCACGAGUCCACGUUGACUAGUCUCCGUGAGCUGGUCCUGCUCUACAUUCGCCAGCAGAAGCAUGACCUUGCUCUCAACGAGUUGACCACCGCCGUGGUCGAGGUUGCCACCAAAGAGACUUCGUCGCAGAAGCAAUACGAGGCUGCUACUUCUCUGGUCCAGACAUACCAGGUUGCGGGAUUGACGCAGCAGUGCACUCAGCUCGUCGAAGAGUUGCACUACCAGCUCAUUGCUUGUCAGAAAUCGUCCAAGGCCACUUUCUCGGUUGUUGAAAGUGGUAAGUCGUCUCUGUUCUUCCUCGCGUCGAUGGAGUUCCACACCCGCAAAGACCUCACCAUUACCUUGUCCGAGGUCAUGGCUGCCGUUACUGCGGAAUACAUCUACUACGGCAACUUCCGACAGCUUGUGUCCACCAAGGCCAGUCUCGACAAGAUCUUGAUCGCGGCGGCACCAUUACGCCACCUGCUCCGUCGCUGGAAUCGCACUGGACUCAUUGGUACUGUCGAUCAUGAGGCCGUUCGAAUCUUCACCGAGCGUGAGGCAUCCAGUGUUCAGCUGUUGAGCAAAGACUCGCCGCGGCAAUUCAUUGUCGGAAUCCUCGACUACCUGGGCAACAGGAAGACCAUCGACUUUGUGCGCAUUGUCAUUAUUGCGUCUAACAAGACUCUUGGCCGUCUGAUUGCAAACAACCAGUUCAACGAGGCCCAUGACGUUGCAAAGAUGAGCUUCAUGUACGCUCAGCAUCGUAAGGGUUUUGCAGGACCAAAAGCCAUUGGAAGGGGCUUCGAGCUUGCCAGCUACCUCGACGGCCGUGGUGAGAACCGCUGUCCAGAUGAGAAGCUACGGAAGACUCUCCUGCAGCUUUCAAACAGCAUCAUCAAGGACAUUCUUCGCAUCUGUAAGGAACAGAACAUCAAUCUUGCUCAAAUCCAGCUGAAGGAGCUCAACGAACUCAUCGCUCUGCUUGGCGAGCAAGAGGACUAUGACACCUUGGAAAGCCUCCUCAACCAACUCUGGGGCACUCGCGAGGCCCAGCGCUCAUGGCCACCAGAGGUCUUACUCAACCUCGGCCAGCGUCUCAUCUGUGCCCGCUACUUGGCCGGUCACCAGAUCAAGGCUCUCCGCCUUGCCGACGACGUUUCGUACAAUUUGCGUCGCGUGAACGGUGUUCGUCACCCAGCGACCCUGGACUCGUACAAGCUGCUUGCGCAGCUCUACACCAGCACAGGCUUGGCUUAUCAAAAGGAGGCUGCUUCGGACAAGGCAGCUGGUGGUCUUGCCGCGGACCACUUCAAGAAAGCCAUCCUCGUUCACGAAGACGUACUGCGCUGGCUACUCAGCGACAGCGCCGAUGGCGCAUCCGUCGGAGAUGAUGAGGAAGAAGACACUGCUGUCAGUAUCCUCGCUGAGCAUGGCGUGGAUGUUACGAAGCAGGGCGGUGUCGACGCUAUCGAUGAUACCAAGCGUGGAGAGCUGGUAAAGCAGCAUUUGCACCUCCUUCGCUUGGCAUACCAGCGUCUUGGAUCGUGGCCAAAGAGCUUUGAUGCUUAUGAGAGACUGAACGCUGAACUGUUCCGCGUCUUUGCUGAACAACUGAAGGGCGUAGAGGGCGUGGAGAAGUGGAGUGCCAAGGGCUUUGGUGCUGGUAAGGCUGAGAGCCAUGAGGGCACUUUCCAGGGUACUCGCAAUUGGGAGAUCUUGGUGGUUUGA